AUGAGGAUAUAUUAUCCUGCUGAGGCUGAGGCUGAGGCUCAAGUUGAGGCUGCACGGGCCAUGGAAGCGUCCAUCAAACGUCAAACAAAGCAAGUCUUUAUGGAAGGCUUGGGAAUUUUGAAGGAUUUUAUUAAAGCAAGAAAUCCGCAUACACUAGAAAUGGCUAUCCAAGCUGCCAGGGAGGAAGAAAAAAUUAAAACCUCUUCAGUGGAAACCAAAAAACCAUAUCAACCAACGAAACGGGGAGCAGAAUCUUAUACUUCAGCCAAAAAACCGAACGGGCCGUGUCAUGUAUGCAAAAAACUUGGACAUUGGGCACGAGAUUGCAGAUACAAAAACGCAGGGAAUUCAAGUUACCAAUCGGAAACUACAGUAUCAAAAAAUAAACAGAAUACUAUUAACGUAGUUAAUUGCCUGUAA
Molecule: messenger RNA, 420 nt
Organism: Macrosiphum euphorbiae (potato aphid)
Lineage: Eukaryota; Metazoa; Arthropoda; Insecta; Hemiptera; Aphididae
Source: the annotation of a GenBank genome assembly